Molecule: messenger RNA, 1220 nt
Organism: Acanthopagrus latus (yellowfin seabream)
Lineage: Eukaryota; Metazoa; Chordata; Actinopteri; Spariformes; Sparidae
Gene: tpm3
Product: tropomyosin 3
Exons: 10
Coding region: 100-954 (284 amino acids)
Biological process (GO): actin filament organization; muscle contraction
Cellular component (GO): actin filament
Molecular function (GO): actin filament binding
Source: RefSeq, a predicted model, not a curated record
CAGUUUGCCAGGCUCUCAGGUCCUCUGUCCUGCACCCCUUUGUCUCUUCCUCUCAAAUUAUUUUGUGUGCCCGUGUAAGACAAUUAAACUUCUGCCAAAAUGGAGGCCAUCAAAAAGAAGAUGCUUAUGCUGAAAUUGGACAAGGAGAAUGCACUGGACCAGGCAGAGCAAGCUGAAGCAGACAAGAAAGCAGCUGAAGAUCGCAGCAAGCAGCAUGAAGAUGAACUUCUGCAAAUGCAAAAGAAGCUGAAGGGGACAGAGGACGAGCUUGAUAAAUACUCUGAGGCCCUGAAGGAUGCUCAGGAGAAGCUCGAGGUGGCUGAUAAGAAGGCUGCUGAUGCUGAGGCAGAAGUGGCUUCCCUGAACAGACGUAUCCAGCUGGUGGAGGAGGAGUUGGAUAGAGCUCAGGAGAGACUUGCAACAGCUCUGCAGAAGCUGGAGGAGGCUGAGAAGGCUGCUGAUGAGAGCGAGAGAGGUAUGAAGGUGAUUGAGAACAGGGCUCUGAAGGAUGAGGAGAAGAUGGAGCUUCAGGAGAUCCAACUGAAAGAGGCCAAACACAUCGCAGAGGAAGCUGACCGCAAGUACGAGGAGGUGGCUCGUAAGCUGGUGAUUGUAGAAGGAGAGCUGGAGCGCACAGAGGAGAGGGCAGAGCUGGCAGAGGCUAAAUGUGCUGAGCUGGAGGAAGAACUGAAGAACGUUACCAAUAACCUGAAGUCUCUGGAGGCACAGGCUGAAAAGUACUCUCAAAAAGAGGACAAGUAUGAGGAAGAGAUCAAGAUCCUCACUGACAAGCUGAAAGAGGCUGAGACCCGAGCAGAGUUUGCUGAGAGAUCCGUGGCCAAGCUGGAGAAGACUAUUGAUGAUCUAGAAGAUGAGCUGUAUGCACAGAAACUCAAGUACAAAGCCAUCAGUGAGGAAUUGGACCACGCCCUCAAUGACAUGACCUCUAUCUAAACAUCCAAAAGCUCCACCAUCCCGUCAGCCUGUGGUUUCAAGAGCAGCCUCUCUUUGCUGAACAUUGUCUCUUAGCUCAAAACUUUUUUUCAACCCCUGCCCCCACCUCCACAACUGUCUCACCUCUUUUUCCUCAUUCCUUUACAGUUGAACUGUUGUACUGUGUGUCUGUUGUACUUUACCACUUUCUCAAUGUAUCUGCUCAAUCUAAUAGCCAUUGUUCAUUGUAUGUUUUCUGUUAAAGGAUGUUUUCUCUCUUCAUUGUA